AUGAAGUUCAUAGUUCCUCGUCUCCUCACCCUCGCUGGGGCAGUCACGGCGGCUACUAUUGGGGCCUCAGCUUCCAAGACGCCUGCCCCACUCACAGGCAUUACGAUCUUCUCUCCUCCUUCAGAUUACAACAUCCCUCGCACACUCUAUGCCCGUAAUGAGCAGCUUCCCAAUGGCGACCUCCUCGCGACUUGGGAGAACUACUCUCCCGAGCCACCGCUUGUGUAUUUCCCAAUCUACCGCUCCAAGGAUUUGGGAAAGACAUGGUCGGAAAUCUCCAAAGUCCAGGACACGGCGAAUGGCCUUGGAUUGCGUUAUCAGCCAUUCUUGUAUUAUCUCCCUGAGCAGAUUGGCUCGUUCAAGGCUGGAACCCUGCUGCUAGCAGGCAACAGUAUCCCCACGGAUCUGUCGACUACCCAGCUCGAUCUGUAUGCGUCCAAGGACAAUGGCGUCACUUGGGAAUUCUUGAGCCAUAUCGCUGCUGGCGGAGAGGCUGUUCCUGACAAUGGCCUGACUCCCGUUUGGGAGCCUUACUUGCUUGCCCACAAUGGCCGACUGAUCUGCUACUACUCGGACCAACGGGCCAACACCACCUACGGGCAGAAACUCGUGCACCAGGUCUCGACUGACUUGAAGAAGUGGGGACCUGUUGUUGACGAUGUCGCUUACCCGACGUACACUGACCGACCGGGAAUGCCCAUUGUUACCAAGCUGCCAAACGGUCAAUACAUCUACAUCUACGAGUAUGGAUCGUUCUUCAACACCUCCAGCUACUCCUUCCCGCUCUACUACCGCUUGUCCUCCAACCCUGAGAACUUUGCCUCCGUUGAGCACCACAAGCUGGUUGUUUCGAGCGGAACUAAGCCUACCUCCUCCCCAUAUGUUGUUUGGACUCCCUAUGGUGGCAAGAACGGCACCAUCAUUGCCAGUUCAGGAACUGAGAGUACCCUGUUCAUCAACAAGGCUCUGGGCCAGGGUGAAUGGACUGAAAUUGCGUCCCCGGAGGCGCACAGCUACACGCGUUCAUUGCGGGUGCUUUCCGAGAAGGGCGGAAGAUAUCUCCUGGUCAAUGGUGGUGGUGUGCUGUCAGGAACCGCUAACAAGGUGACGGCGACUGUGAUGGAUCUUAAGGACUACUUGUAG
Messenger RNA from Penicillium subrubescens, 1143 nucleotides. RefSeq names its product sialidase family protein. Lineage: Eukaryota; Fungi; Ascomycota; Eurotiomycetes; Eurotiales; Aspergillaceae. The record is from RefSeq and is a predicted model, not a curated record. The transcript has 4 exons. The coding region runs from base 1 to 1143 and encodes 380 amino acids.